AUGGCAGGCAAACGCUUCAAGGCCCUCCUUCGGGGGACUUUCAAGAGAGAUCACGACAAACCUUCGGCGAACUCUUCGCCUGCGUCUUCAAGGUCCAGCACGCCGGUUCAGGCUGCCGCUGAUCAUGGAUCUGCGCAGUCUGUCACGACUGGGCAGGACACUCAGUCGACCACGGUUCAGCAAUGCAGUCAACUUGUGUCGAUUGACCAAGACACCCAGCCUGGCACAGCUGGUCAAGAUGCUCCGUCUCUCAGCCACGCCCCGAUGCCUGAGCCAAACGAUGCUAUGCCGUCGGUCAUUGCAUCAGAUCAUGCCCAAGACCUCGUCACCACGACACCUGUCGAUGUCACUCCAGAGGACGAAGCCGCAGCGGCCGCUCAAUCUCUGGACGACCCGAACAGCCUAUGGAAAGCAGCUUACCGACUGCUCCAAGAACGAGAACCGGACCUUGCUGCGGCCUACGCCGAUCAUCUCCUUCCUGGUUCAACCGCCGACACGCUGACGAGUUCCGAUUCCGUCGCUUCAGUUGUCGAGGGGCUACAGGCUGAAAGAGAAGCAAAACAAUGGAAGUUCGAAGUGCGGGGAAGAAGCGUCAAAGUUCGAGGGCAGAUCGAGAAGCUGGCUAAGUUUCUCGUAUGGACGGACGGCGUUGUGAAGACUGCCGUCAGCGCCCAGCCAUGCGCAGCUUUGGCUUGGUCCGCGAUUUCAAUCUUCAUACCCCUUUUGACCGUUGGGACUGAUCUCAAUGAGGCUAUGCUCGAGGGCCUCGAGUCGGUUACACGAGUCCAGGUGUUCUGGAAGAUGUACGAAACUUCAGCAUCUACCGAAACAAAUUCAAAAGACUUCGUUGAUCUUGUCACCAACCUGUAUUCCAUGAUCAUCGAGUACCAAGCCCGCGUCGUUUGUCAUCUAUCACUUCGACAGCGGUCUCGUGCCUGGGUCAAUGUCAUUGAUGGAACCGCAUGGGAAGGUAAAGCGGAAAACGUCAACAGAGUUGAUCAACAAUGCCGUAUCUACUUGGAUCAGACACAGAAGCAAAACGCCGAAGAAAAAUGGGAAACUCAAAUCUCCGAAAUACUCAAAUCACGGGAAAUACUUGAGCACAUUCAUGCAGCUCUUGUCACAACUCGUCAGCAAUACGAAGAUGAAACAGAACAGAGUAUUCUGGAACGACUGUUCGCUGAUCAUGAAGGAUACAAGAACGACUUCAACCCUACGAGAACAAAAGGCACUUGCGAAUGGUUCUUCCAAGACCCUCGAUUUCUUCGUUGGCGCGAUAGCAAUCAGUCCAGCCUGCUCUGGGUCUCAGCCGGGCCUGGGUGCGGAAAGUCUGUGCUGUCACGAGCUCUCAUCGAUGAGCACUGGCUUCCCACCACCGCUUCGACGUCCACCGUCUGCUAUUUCUUCUUCAAGGACGGUUACGAGAGACGGACAACUUGCGCCGCCGCACUCUCUGCCAUUCUGCAUCAAAUAUUCGUACAAGAUGAGUCUGGAGAGCUUAUCAAGAAAGCCAAAGCGGCCUACAAGAACGCAGGCCAACACUUCGGGACUGCUCAUCAGCCGCUUUGGGAUAUUCUGCUUGACUGUGUGGGGUCUGAGAAUAUCGGCGACGUCGUAUGCUUGAUCGAUGCCUUGGAUGAGUGUGAGACGCACGAGAGAACAAAGUUUGUUGAUCUUCUCAAGCGGUUUUACGGAGACGGGCCACGUUCCUCCAUUCUCAACUUGCGUUUCAUCGUCACUAGUCGACCUUAUGACACUAUUGAGUAUCUAUUCGAGACGCUAUCAUCAGCUGUUGACAGCCGUUCCGCUUAUGUACGAUUCGAUGGGAGCGACAAGAGUGACGACAUCAACCGGGAAAUCGACCUAGUCAUCGACGAGAAAGUUGUUGAAGUGCUACUCGAGCAUGACGCCAAUCCCAGCAUCCUCAGCGGCCCAACUGGCGAAUCAGCUCUUGAUGAGGCUGUACGCGGUGGACAUCGUGCAAUUGCCAAGUUGCUACUGAGCCACAAGAAAGGGAUUCCGGUUCGCCGUGAAACUUACGAGUCCCUAAUGAGCAGCGGGUCCAGGAAAGCCACGUUUCUGAAACUUCUGAUGAAGAACGACCCGGACAUGGAAAUCACAACAAAGAUGCUUGCAAAAGCCGUUAGCCCCAAACGAGAAGGCUUGAACCAAUCAUUUGAUAUGCUUUCCUUCCUCGUUGAGAAAGGCAAAUCGCUUCCCGUAUCUUGGAAUACCCUCGAGACGGUAAUGUCUGACCCUCAGUUGUACAACACCAACCUCGUCGUGUUACUUUUGGAUCAGCUCGAAGUCAAUGAUAUACUUCCCUCUGAGGACCUCUUCGUGUCAGCGGACACCAAUCCCGUAUGCGGACACGACAUUUUGAAGGCGCUGCUCGACAGAUUCAGGGAUUUCGAGCCAUCUGAGAGGGUCUUUGUGCAUGCAGCCGGAAAUAGCGGUGAACAUGGAGACGAGAUUCUCAAGCUGCUCUUCGAGCACUGUCCAGAAAUCAGGAUCACCGAAGCUGUGGCGAGGUCGGCAGUCUACAGUGCAAAAUUGGUAAGCGACGUGUUUAUCACCGCGGCUGAGAGACGGGAUAUUCGCACAACUCGAAGGAUUUUGGAACUGCUUUUUGAGAAAAGUCCAGCUGCUACAGUCGCAGAAUCUGUGAUGUGGUACGCCCUCGACAACUGCUCACCGACAAUAGACUUUUUUAUUGAGAAGCAGGCGGAUUUCGAGAUCUUGAAGAGGUUCAUAGGCAACAUUCUCAACACAAGACCGUAUUCGGGCCCCAACGAACAAUCUGAUGCGCUUGAAUUGAACUGUAGCGAACAGCUCUUGGCGCUUUUACUUGAGGAACACCGAGAUAGCCUUCUAGUCAGAGAGCUGAUCGCAGCGCAGCUCGCCAAAAUGGCUGUUGGGAACCGCAACCAGGAUGUGGACAAUUUCGAUAUACUCUUCGCGCACUUGUAUGGGGUACGCGGCGGUCCCAAGAUCUCCGUAGAGGCUCUGAGGGAGUGGUUCGGCCUCUUCACCGCGGCAGAAUACGUCCCGCUGACGUAUCGGGUUCUCAACUGUAUGCAGUAUUACGCCAACUCGGAACGGGACGUCGAGCACGCGCUCAGCGUCUUCUUCGAGGCACCCACAGUGAGGGUCCUCGCGACGGUUCCCGACGGAGAGGCGCGCCGAGAGAUGACGAAGGAGGAUGCUCGAGAGCUGAUCCGAGAACUACAAGAUCGAGACCCUCGCCGAGACCGCCUCGGAAGGAAGACAGACUACUUCACAGAGUCAAGAGGGUUAAGAAAGUUGGAGAUGUUUGAUCCGCGAUUGGGCUCGGCCGAGGCCCUCGAGCUUCCCAAUCUUUCUCAUAUCGGUGAACGCCAGGAGCAGAUGUCAGCUGUCCUAAAAUCCUUUCACAAUUUCCUGGCUACUCAGAGCGCUUUACAUACGUCCAGUCAAGGACAUUUCUAG
This is a messenger RNA of Colletotrichum karsti, 3468 nucleotides long. RefSeq lists its product as uncharacterized. The coding region runs from base 1 to 3468 and encodes 1155 amino acids. The record is from RefSeq and is a predicted model, not a curated record. NCBI's taxonomy places the organism in Eukaryota, Fungi, Ascomycota, Sordariomycetes, Glomerellales, Glomerellaceae. The transcript is spliced from 3 exons.